Molecule: messenger RNA, 945 nt
Organism: Geosmithia morbida
Lineage: Eukaryota; Fungi; Ascomycota; Sordariomycetes; Hypocreales; Bionectriaceae
Product: pyridoxamine 5'-phosphate oxidase
Exons: 2
Coding region: 1-945 (314 amino acids)
Biological process (GO): pyridoxine biosynthetic process
Molecular function (GO): pyridoxamine phosphate oxidase activity; FMN binding
Source: RefSeq, a predicted model, not a curated record
AUGAAAGUCCACGUAUGGCUUUGUUCCUUUCUCUUGUUCUCUUUUCUUAUUGUUGUUCUUUUCUUGUUCCUCUUCCUGCUCCUCUUCUUGUUCUUUCUUGUUCCUCCUCCUCCUCUUCUUCUUCCUUUUGUGUUCUCCCCCGCUGGUUCUCAACAGCACGCUCAAGCGGGACAGUUCACACUCGGUCGGCUGACCCGUUCGGACCUUGACGCCUCGUCUCCCAUAACCCAAUUCCACAAAUGGUUCUCGGAAGCUCAGAGGGCAGUCAUCAGGUCUGGCUCUGCCGACGCAGCACCGGAGACGCCAGCCGUCUCGCACCCGGAAGCUUGCUGCCUGUCCACGGCGGAGCUCCCGAGCGGCCGAGUCUCCUCCCGGAUGGUCUACCUCAAGGAGCUCGACUCGCGCGGCGGCUUCGUCGUCUACACCAACCUCGGCACGAGCAGGAAGGCGGCCGACCUGCGCACCAACCCCCACGCCAGCCUCCUCUUCUUCUGGGACCGCCUCGAGAGGCAGGUCAGGGUCGAGGGCAGGACCGAGAGGCUGACCCCGGCCGAGAGCCAGGUCUACUUCGACACCAGGGUCAGGGGCAGCAGGGUCGGCGCCUGGGCCAGCAGGCAGAGCCAGGUCCUCGUCCCCUCUGCCGCCGCCGGGACCGGGGGUGGCGGCAAGGCCGGCGAGGGCAAGACCGGAGGGGGCGGCGAGGGUGGGGAGCGGGACGGAGACGAUGACGACGGCAGGGCUCAGCUGGAAGGCUGGGUCAGGGAGGCCGAGGAGAGGUUCAGCGGCCAGGAGCAUAUCCCCGUACCGGAAUUCUGGGGGGGUCUGCGCCUCAUCCCCGACAGUGUCGAGUUCUGGCAGGGCCGGAACAACAGGCUCCAUGACCGCUUCCUGUACUCCCGCGUCGACGGCAAGGACGAGUGGUCCCUCGAUAGGCUGAGUCCCUGA